AUGAAGCGGUUCCUAUUAACUCCAGUGGCUGUAGACCCGACGUGUGGCCCAUGCGGCGCGUACGUGACGGAGCCCCUUGCGCCGUUUCGUCGACACGCGUUAGUGCAGUAUCUUCGCACGGUUCUACCCGAUGCGUUAGCCUUGGACUGUAAAGUAGACAAUGCGGACGACGAAGAUGUGGUCCGAAACCCGUGGAGACGUCGUGUACGUAUCGUUGCAGCGCGUUGUAGACGUCAGAGACGGGCGUUGGUGCUGGCCGACGAGCAGCUCGCAGACGACGAGAUACGCGAGCGGAACCUCAGUUUGAUUGGCUUUACAGCAGUGCUGGACGUCAUUGUGGCCGCUAGGAAGCCCAUCGUAGGACACAACAUGCUCCUCGACCUCAUGCAGUGCUACGAGAAGUUCCACGGACCGCUACCAGGUCGCUGCUCGGAGUUCCAACGCGAGUUACACACGUGGCUGGGUGCCGGUGGUGGCGUAUUUGAUACCAAGACCCUUGUAGACUACGCGAUGCAGAAGGUGGACUCGUUCGCUACUCAUUUGGCGCAUACGGCGCUCGAGAACUGCUACGAAGUGCUGUCCAAACAUCCUUUCUACGGCCCAGAAGUGCAGUGCGUGCGUAGUGUGGACACUGCACGUGACGAACAAGUGGGGGCGUCUCAGCCACCGCUUCAAGCACAUCAAGCAGGUUACGACGCCUUCAUGACGGGAUUUGUCUUCCUUCGUGUCUGCUCUGGCCUUGGGGUGUCCAACGAGUGCAUCGCUGCCUUGGGGAAGACCUCGCAGUGUCUGGAGAGUAGCUCAAAGCGCUCGGAUGCUCUAGAAAACCUACGCAACGUGUUGUUUGUGAGCCACUUUCUACCGACGUACGUGUUGGAUCUCCCAGGUCCAUAUCCGAAGCCUACUCCCACACCAUCGCGCUCUCGGUUUGUCCGGAUGAAGUUGACGCGAACGCGUGCGCCUAUUGCUCCAGGUGCAACUCCUUUGCCGAAUACGGGCAACAAUUCUUGUCCAGUAUUGAAGACGUUCCACAUCAAGCAUUGUGUCGGAUGGGCUCUAAACUUGCAGUCGGCGACGAGACUCGUGAACGUGCAUUGGGAAGGACAGCAGUGCGUGUACGUCGAGUUACCGACUGCCGAAGCUGCGGAGCAAUUACUGACUGUACGCGCUCAAACGAGCGAGUGCUGGGGCUCUGCGACCGACCCCAUGCCGUCGAUCGGGUGCGUCGACUUGGAACGAUGCCCCGCAGCAUACGACUGCGCGGAGACGGAGGCGACCGCGACGAUUUCGGGGCCGCCACCGCUCGCGCAGCAGUCGGCAAGCGACGACGACAAAGCCGGCAGGAAACGUAAGAGCUGUGAGAUGGCGUAGCGACGAUGGUGUACAGUACUUGCAUGACUCUGCUUGCCAUCGUAUGUGUACAUACUUGGCAUUGUGUCAAAUGU
Molecule: messenger RNA, 1445 nt
Organism: Phytophthora infestans T30-4
Lineage: Eukaryota; Oomycota; Peronosporomycetes; Peronosporales; Peronosporaceae
Exons: 1
Coding region: 1-1371 (456 amino acids)
Cellular component (GO): cytoplasm
Molecular function (GO): RNA binding; 3'-5'-RNA exonuclease activity
Source: RefSeq, a predicted model, not a curated record